AUGGCGGCGAGACCCCCACAAAGGCCGGACAUAAAAGCGAAUGGUGGACGGACCAACAAACUCACCCCAGGCAGAGUCUUCUGUUCGUGGAGAGCAUUCUGGGCUUUGAUGGCCGACUCCCGUGCGCACUACCGGGACCGAAAUAAAAAGAAGCUUGCUUGGAGGAGGGUUAGCGAGGUGGUUGGUGUCUCGGUGGAAGUUUGCAAAAAGCGGUGGAAGAAUCUGAGGGACACAUAUGAGGUGCUGAAGAUACUGCCACCACCACACAAGGUGAGACAUCUUGGCCUGAGCUGCCUGCUGCUGCUGCUGCUGCUGCUUCCUCAGCCGGUUCUUCUUCUGUGA
This is a messenger RNA of Knipowitschia caucasica, 342 nucleotides long. The record is from the annotation of a GenBank genome assembly. Lineage: Eukaryota; Metazoa; Chordata; Actinopteri; Gobiiformes; Gobiidae.